AUGGCCACCACCACCACCGCCGAGGACAUGGAGAAAAAGCUACCCACCGAGCCGGCCGUGUCGCCGAUCGAUGAGCCCGAGCCCGAGAAAUUUUCCAGACCGCGCGGUGUCUUUGCGACGAUUCGCUACUAUGAGGAAUACCUGGAUCGCAAGAUGGGCAUAGAGUCGCAUAGUUUGGAUCGCGUGCAUCCGGAGAAUCGCGACUCGCCGAGCUCGGUGGUUAUGGGGCUGAUGUGGGCGUCGGCGACGAUGAAUAUUAGUUGCUUCAGUACGGGGUUUUUGGGUAAUGAGUUUGGAUUGUCGCUGGGUCAGACGAUUCCUAUUGUGAUCUUUGCGACGCUGUUGGGUGCGGCAGUUACGGGUUGGUGCGCUACUAUGGGCCCUGGUACAGGCCUACGCCAAGUCGCCAUCUCCAGAUACUCGUUGGGCUUCUAUCCGUCCUCCAUCAUCGCGCUGCUGAACGUGAUCGAACAACUAGGCUGGGCCUCGGUCAAUUGCAUCACAGGAGGUCUAGCGCUCAGCGCCGUCUCGGACGGUCGUGUCUCCAUUGCCGUUGGUGUCGUGAUCAUCGCCUGCAUUAGUCUACUCUUCAGCUUCAUCGGUCUGCGCGGCGUCUUGCUGUACGAGAAGUACGCAUGGAUCAUGUUUUUCAUUAUCUUCAUGAUAAUCUAUGGCGAGGCGGCUCACCACGCGAACCUCGCCGCGCCACCUACCGUUACUGGUAUGACGACGUCUGGCAAUGUGCUCAGUCUGAUCAGUGUGGUGUACGGAUCUAGUGCGUCGUGGAGCUCGAUUGUCUCUGAUUUCUAUGUCCACUACCCCGUGAACACCCCGAAGAUCAAGAUCUUCUUGUAUACUACCCUUGGUAUUACGAUUCCGACGUGCAUCGGCAUGUUGCUGGGAGCAUGUAUCAGCUCGGCGCUCGGUACGAACCCCGAGUGGGCUGCUGCGUAUGAGAGCGGCAUUGGCGAGAUCCUGAAGACGAUCAUCUAUCCGAGCGGGUUUGCCAAGUUUUUACUGGUUCUUUUGGUCCUAUCUGGCAGUAAGUCUGAACUCACAUCGGAAAUUGGCUGCUGGUCUUCCGAUUUUAACUUGGACUUCACAGUUGGCGUGAAUUGCAUCGCCAUCUACUCUGGCGCUCUCUCUGCGCAGCUCAUCGCCGCACCAUUCGCAAAAGUCCCACGGGUAAUCUGGUCAAUCCUCGUCUUCGGUGGUAUUCUUGCCCUCGGUAUCGCUGGCCGUGACCACUUGCUCGACGUGCUGGAGAAUUUCCUUUCGUUGCUGGGCUACUGGAACACCUCGUUCUUUGCAAUUUUGUUCAUCGAGCACUACUACUUCCGAGCAGGCAGCCUGGCAAACUACGACCUCGACGCCUGGAAUACCCCCUCGAAGAUGCCCGUAGGCUACGCUGGGCUAACGGCAUUCCUAUGCGGCGCCGCCGGGUGGAUCGUCGGCAUGGUCGAGACAUACUAUGUCGGCGCGCUCGCCGCCAAGAUUGGUGCUGAUGGCGGCGAUAUUGCCAAUGAGCUGGCACUUGUAUUCACGACAGUCUCAUAUCUACCCCUGCGCACGCUGGAACUCAAGUACGUGGGGCGGUAA
This is a messenger RNA of Penicillium daleae, 1599 nucleotides long. Its product is annotated as putative nucleoside transporter. Gene Ontology annotation, biological process: transmembrane transport. The coding region runs from base 1 to 1599 and encodes 532 amino acids. Lineage: Eukaryota; Fungi; Ascomycota; Eurotiomycetes; Eurotiales; Aspergillaceae. Gene Ontology annotation, molecular function: transmembrane transporter activity. The transcript has 2 exons. The record is from RefSeq and is a predicted model, not a curated record. Gene Ontology annotation, cellular component: fungal-type vacuole membrane; plasma membrane.